Messenger RNA from Paramormyrops kingsleyae, 3330 nucleotides. It is a transcript of the gene st3gal3b, whose product is annotated as ST3 beta-galactoside alpha-2,3-sialyltransferase 3b. NCBI's taxonomy places the organism in Eukaryota, Metazoa, Chordata, Actinopteri, Osteoglossiformes, Mormyridae. Gene Ontology annotation, molecular function: sialyltransferase activity. The record is from RefSeq and is a predicted model, not a curated record.
UUUUGGUUUUAUUGAUUUAUACCUCUUUUACUUUAAGGGAAAAUAUCUGAUUUCUGAUUCUCACAAUAUAUCUGGUGCAUUCAGCGGUCUCCAGGUCCGCGUGCAACAAGCGGUCUGCAGGCCCGCGUGCAUUUGACUUUUCUGUCAAUGUUUGAGGCACAUUCUUGACAUGCAAACAGAUCAUUUUGCAAACAAGUCACCACAGUACAAAACUUUUAUGUGCGAAGGUGAUCUCUGCUAAAAUGUUCAAGCAUUUCUGCAACCAUUAAACCAUACAUUUUGUAAAAUAUGACUAUUAGAGCAAAAUAGUAAGUAAUUUUGUUCGUUUUUAUGUAGCCUGUUAUUGCACAAUUACCGGAGUCUCCAUUUCGAACGGGAGCAAGCCGAUAUAAUACAACAAUAAAACAAGUCAUCUUCACCGUAUGCAAGACUAAUAAAAUACAAUUUCAUAAUUUAACAUUAAUGUAUGGAUGCCGCAGUUAUGGUACCGGGGACACUAUUGCUGGAAUAUGACCACAAUACUGUUGCUCUCCAUGGCAGUAAUAACUACAUUCACCUUAAAUAUUAAUGUGAUUUACAACCCAUGUACGUUUGAAGAAUUAGGACUGUGUUGUGGUUUCGUCCUGCAGACUGAAGGACCGAUACUGUCUCAGUCCAGCCGUUCUGGGAAUUAAUGAGGAACUCUGUUCACAGUCCUGAAUGCACGCUCUCCGCUAACAGCUCGGCAGUCAUGCAUGUUCAAAGGACCUUCAUGUUGUGGAUAUGAACGCUGGAAUAAACUUCGGACUUUCGGAAUUUGAAAGAGCGGCGCUUUGUGCCUCCGUGCGCCUGUGUGUGUAACAGACGGAGGGAGGGAGGGCCAGCCGGAGCUCUGCAGCGGCUCCACGCUGUAAGCUGGAAACCAAGUGAAGAGGCGACGCAGGAAAAGUCGCAGCAAGUGACUGUCGCAGAGAGAUCCUCGAUCGGGGCUACGAGACGCGGCUGUGUGUCCCGCUGAGCUCGGCACCGUGCUAUUGGCGCUCUGGGGGCUGGGGGCUGGGGGCUGGGGGCGGCCGGACUGGAGCGCAGCCGCGCCGGCCACGAUGAGCUUUGAUGCCGGCGUAUCUUGCAGUCUAGCACAGAGCUUCCGAGAGACGCUUCGCGGACCGGAGCCUAGCCGAUGAGACAUGAAACCUCUCUGCCAGCCGUCGCCGGCCUAACGGGCUGGGAGAGCAGUCGAAGUGUGCAAGGGGGAGAAGGUGCUAUAAAAAGGCAUAGACGCGCCGGCUGCCGGGCGCCCUUCAACACCGCAGCUAAACACCCAGCCGGGAGCCGCUUCGGGGAGUCAUGCCGGACUGCGACUCCGCAUAGUUACGGCCGAUAGACGAGGAGCGCCUUGGAGCGACAGUAAGGCCGGGCUGGGGCUGCUUUCAGCCCGCUUUGUGAGAAGCCGAUCGCUCGGUAUUAGGCCCGGAACUGGCCCUGGCCUUUUCUUGCCGCCCGAUACCGAUUCCCUCCCCCCUGUUUUUAUUUAGCCAGAACCGAGCCGAUUUCCCCCCACAAAGGCGCGUUCAUGAGUCCGGAGCGUGUAACGGGCCGUUUCCGUUAAUGAUUUAUCCGCCGAAGGUGGCGUCUUUCGGGAAUCAGCCUCAGCCCGUCUGGUACACUUUGUUGCCGUCGCGGGCGCCUUUCGCGGUCCCGGCGGAUACAUUGUAGUGCCGCCGUGACUCGAGUCCCCUCGGCUCCCUCGUUAUCUUCUCCCGGUGACGGUACCGUCUGUCCACAGCCUGGUCAGGUUCUUACGGAGCUUUCCGCGUGUCUCCGCUAUUAUGCGGCGCCUGAAGCCCCGAAAUAAAAGCUUUUUAUUGGAAAAAUUCGGAAGAUUUCAGCUGAAUCGUCCUAUUGUGGUGAUGUGGAGCUGAAGCGACUAUGUGAGAAAUGAGUAUGAUGAAACCCACACGCAAGCUGCUCUUUGUCUUGUGUCCCAUGCUGGUCUUGGGCUUCAUCUAUUACUCAGCCGGGAAGCUGCACCUGCACAUGUGGGGCCAGAAGACGCAGCCGGUGGAAGAAGCCAUUCUCACCGUGGGACGAGCAGUGUACGAUAAGCAGGGCUUCCUGCUGAAGCUGGACGGGAAGCUGCCCCAGGAUCUGUUCUACAAGUACGGCAACAUGAGCAAAGGCACCUGCAAGCCGGGCUACGCCUCUGCCAAGAUGGCGUCCAUCUACCCAAAGUUCGCAAAGUUGGCGCCCAUGUUCCUUGACCAGAACUUCAGGCGACUGGGAAAAAUCAGAGAUUAUUUACCUCCUUUUGGCAUCAAAACCCAAGAGAAGCUCAUAGCUGAUAUUUUAGCUGCUACAAAGAACUACGGACUCAGUCCUCACUUGGACAGUCUGAGUUGUAAAAGGUGUAUUAUUGUUGGAAAUGGCGGUGUCCUCGCCAACAAAUCCCUGGGCUCGCGAAUCGACGAUUACCAUGUGGUGGUGAGGCUAAACGGGGCCCCAGUGAGCGGCUUCGAGAAGGACGUGGGCUCCAAGACCACCAUGCGCAUCACCUAUCCCGAGGGGGCCUUCCAGAAACUGCAGCUCUACGAGAAGGACUCUCUCUUUGUUUUAUCUGCUUUCAAGCCCCACGACUUCAAGUGGCUUCUGCAGAUGGUCUUCAAGGAGAAGCCGCGUGGAAUGGAAGGCUUCUGGAAGUCCAUCGCCCUCUACGUUCCGCGGGAAGCUUCAGAUAUGCGUAUCCUCAACCCAUACUUCAUCCAGGAGGCUGCGUUCCAGUUCAUCGGCCUGCCCCUGAACAACGGCCUCAUGGGAAAGGGGAACAUCCCCACGCUGGGCACCGUCGCCAUCACCAUGGCCCUGCAUAAUUGCGACGAGGUGGCGGUGGCGGGUUUCGGGUAUGACAUGAACGACCCGCACUCCGCCCUGCAUUACUACGAGACCGUGAAGAUGGCCGCCAUAAAAGAGUCGUGGACUCACAACAUCUCAAAGGAGAAGGAGUUCCUCCGGAAACUGGUGAAGGCCAAGGUGAUCACAGACCUGACCUACGGCAUUUGAGCCUGAGACGGCACCAGCUUCCCCGAGGACCUUCAGGAAACGAGGCUGGUUGAGGCUCGCCAGUGAUUACGGGAGACAUCGCCAAGCCUAUGCCCUUCAACCCCCGCUUUGUUCUUGACUGAAACUUUGACUUGGUGGGAUGCCCCCCCCAACACACAGGUACACACAGACAUGUGCCUUCCCAGACUCUAGGGAGAUCAAGAUUGUGGCUUGUUUCCUGAUGUGCUCCAGCAGUGCAGGUACAGCCCUCACAUCAAUGGUACUGGGGGGGGGGGCACAGGCGGGGAGAAGGAA